CGGGCGUAGGUGGUGGGGGUGAAAGAAGGAUUGGGGGGUGGUCGGCUUAUGGCGGAUGGGUGUAGGUGAUGAAGGUGGAAGAAGGGUUGGGGUGGUMGGCUAUGGUGGAUGGGUGUGGGUAAUGGAGGUAGAGGAAGGGUUGAGGGUGGUCGGCUAUGGUGGACGGGUGUGGGUGAUGAAGGAGGAAGAAGGGUUGCGGGUGGUYGGCUACGGUGGACGGGUGUGGGUGACGGAGRAGGAAGACGGGUUGGAGGUGGUCGGCUAUGGUAGACGGGUGUGGGUGAUGGAGGAGGAAGAAGGAUCGGGGAUGGUUGGCUAUGGCGGACGGGUGCGGGUGAUGGAGGAGGAAGAAGGGUUGGGGGUGGUCGGCUAUGGUGGACGGGUGUGGGUGAAGGAGGAGGAAGAAGGGUUGGAGRUGGUCGGCGAUGGUGGACGGAUGUGGGUGAUGGAGGAGGAAGAAGGGUUGGGGGAGGUCGGCUAUGGUGGACGGGUGUGGGUGAUGGAGGAGGAAGGAGGGUUGAGGGUGGUCGGCUAUGGUGGAUGGGUGUAGGUGAUGGAGGUGGAGGAAGGGUUGGGGGUGGUUGGCUACGGUGGAUAGAUGUAGGUGAUGGAGGUAGAAGAAGGGUUGGGGGUGGUCGGCUAUCGUGGAUGGGUGUAGGUGAUGGAGGUGGAAGAAGGGUUGGGGGUGGUCGGUUAUGGUGGAUGGGUGUAGGUGAUGGAGGUGGAAGAAGGGUUGGGGGCGGUCGGCUAUGGUGGAUGGGUGUAAGUGAUGGAGGUGGAAGAAGGGUUGGCUAUGGUGGUCGAAGUUGGAGGAGCGGUGGCGAUGGCGAAAGCUCGACGGACGCAACCUAACUCUUAGCCUCGUGUCC
Molecule: messenger RNA, 869 nt
Organism: Chara braunii
Lineage: Eukaryota; Viridiplantae; Streptophyta; Charophyceae; Charales; Characeae
Source: the annotation of a GenBank genome assembly